AGUGAGUUGUGCAUCUGUAGAGGUAGUGGGCGGGACUGUUUAGAGAUUAGAGAAUUUCAGCCAAUCAGAAGAGCUAUGGGUCGUUGCAUGGCGCCCGAAGUAAUGAGAAGGGGGAAAAACGAACUGCCAUCUUCGUGAUCUGCCAGUGUCAAACAGCAAUAAACGUAAGUUCCUUCUUAUUAUAUUUUUCUUCUCUAAAAUCACGCACCUUUAUUCAUUUGUCUAUAUUUUAAAUAAACGCGCUGAUCGGCUACGUUGAUGCAGUGUUUCUGAGUUCGGUUAGGCUUUCUUUUUUCAUGAAAGGUAACGUUAACUGUUAAGCUAGAUGUCCAGUCCUGCACUGUUAACUUUGCUAACCUUCUCAUAUUAGUUGAUACUUUCAUUAUAUUUCAUUAUGUACUUAUACAUAUUUCAUUAUGUAAUCCUUAUAUUCUCUUCUGUUACCUUCUAGAAAAAUGAAAGAACAGCGUGGUUCUUCGCAGAACACAAACAUUGAGUCAGCAGUCCGUGUGCUUCUAAACUGCAUAAGAAGUGAAAGGGAAGAAACUCACACACCUCAAAACACCACUGCUCAGCCUACUGCUACUGGGCCUUCCAGCAGCAGACCUGUAAGACCAGCCACAGUGCAGCAGGAGAUGCAAAGAUGUUUCCCCUCAAUGUAUUCUGGAGGCCUGAAAAGAAAAAGGAAGUCAGCUGAUACUCCACGUGUAUCAGUGACAAAGUUUAUGGAACUGCAGUUCUGCCUGCAAUCUGAAAACACAGACAAAACCCCAAAGGAUGAGGCAGUGCUCUUACAGGCAGGUCUUGGAAGGAGGAACAUAAACAUGGCUGAUAAUGCGGAUCAUACAGAGAUAAGUCGAGUACUGCUGGAAGAAUUUCCCAAAAUGAGAGAUUUGCGUGGUGGUUGGCUGCUUACAAAAGCUUCUGGGGGCAGUGGGCGAAGAAAGACUACUCCAUUGCCCCAGGAAACUGAAGGGUACACUGCAAAAGUUCUGAAGUCCUCAUCAAACAAUGGGAAAAAUGUAAUAUAUAUUGUACCUCUUCAAGAAAAAAUAGAUACUACCCCACUGCCAUAUGAUGCUGAAGAGUUUGAAAGAAUGCCAAAAAACACAUGCAUGACUUGUGGCAAACUGAUUCCUCUGCCCCUGAUCCAGUUCCACAUUGAGUCCUGUGGAGAUGAAAAACAUGACACUGAAGAAGAAACAGAACAGACAGCUGAACAGGAUUCAGAUCUUAUUUGUGUGGACUCCUGUCCAAUUUGUGGAAAGCAGUUUCCUGCAGAGAUUGUUGCCUCCCAUGCAAGUUCAUGUGGGGAAAGUUUUGCAGAGAUUUUCCCUACAUCCACACUGCCUGACUCUGAAAUUGUGCAAGUGGUCUCUGAAAGCAGCGCUGGUGCCUCUUUCUCUGUCAGCUCAACACUUCACACGAGACCUAGUACAUCAUUUACACUUCCACCAGAGGAUAUGCCAUUAGGGUCCAGACCUGCAGAAAUUGAUGAUUUUGGUUAG
Molecule: messenger RNA, 1508 nt
Organism: Carassius auratus (goldfish)
Lineage: Eukaryota; Metazoa; Chordata; Actinopteri; Cypriniformes; Cyprinidae
Exons: 8
Coding region: 456-1508 (350 amino acids)
Source: RefSeq, a predicted model, not a curated record